AUGACCACGCCAACCUCACCAUCCGCAGUCCACGAUGCCACCGCCGACCCACCUAGCCCUCCGUCGCCCACAGCGAGCUUCUACGACAUGAGCGACGAUGAGGAGGGCGGCUACAGCACAAUCAGACACAGCAAGACCGGCAAGGGCGUGAAGCUACUAUACACUAAGAGCAAAGUCUACGUUCACCCUACGCCUUCCGCAAAGGACAACAUCCCUGGUUACAUUGCCUUGAUCCAGCAGAAGCCGGGUCUGGAGAGGUCGACUUCAACUGCAUCACAGACUGCCGUAGGGAGCAGCAGAGGGGCGCAAUCGGAGAGGAAUAGCUUGUUACUGGCUUGGGUACCCGAAAGCAGCCUUGGAAGUGCAUCGGAGAUCUAUACCAAGGUCGAGCUUGCAGAUGGAGACUCUCCGCCUAAGCAGUCAUAUCUAGUCCCUCCGCCACCGAUCACAACUGCGCAUAGCUCAGGGUUAGGGACGUAUGCAUUCGCUGUGCCGUUGUCGGAAGUGUUCAGCAUCCUGGUCAGACCUCCAAGCGUAGGAUGGUGGUUCGGAAGCGUGAUCAUCAACACCAAAGCCGGCGACAGCUUCCCAGCAUUGUUCUUUCACGACUCAGAAUGCCAGUCCACGAUUCAACAACGGAAGAAGCUGCAGAGGGAGAGCUUCGAGAUCUCGGCGAGCGGGCAGGGCAUGUUCUGGGGUGGUGAUGAAGUCCUGCGAUGGCUGAAGCGAUACGUGACUGUUGAGCGGUCAUCACAAGAACCGAACAUCUACCUGAUCGAUCCCAGCGAUGCCGACAAGCUGUCAUUUGGCAGUGGUGGCAAGCCAACAACAGACAACGUCCGGAAUGUGCUUGAAGGCAAGCCAAAGGACCAUCCCAGCCCCAGCUCGCGGACCAAAGACGCACAGAUGGACCCGAUGAUGCAAGCGCUGAAGUCCGCACGCUGGAACUUCCUGGAGAAGAUGUCUCAGGUUACGACAUUUACGAGACGGACGGCGCAGGCUGUGGCGGAGAACAAAAAUGUGCCGCCUCAAGUACGGAGACUUCUGCAGGACCCGCAGGUCCGAACCGUGAGCGACGAGUUUGACUCAGCUAGGCUGUACCUUGCGAGAUGGGCGAUGGGAAUUGCAGAGCAGUCAGAACGCGAGCGGAACCAGCGCAUGUGGACGGCUAGAGAUGUCAUGGAGAUGGAAGACUCCGAAGUGGGCGAGUUUGAAAUCUUGGACGCUGAGCAGAUGAGUCUGACAGACAAGAGGAAGCCGGUCACGCUAAAGGAGUGGAAUGGCUUCUUCAACUCCCGGACAGGCAGGCUGGAAAAGACAGUUGAUGAGGUCAAGGAGCGCAUCUUCCAUGGUGGCUUGAGCCCCGAGGAUGGCGUGAGGAAGGAGGCGUAUUUGUUCCUAUUGGGUGUAUAUGAGUGGGACAGCUCGAAAGAGGAGCGCGAUGCCAAGAUGAACAGCCUGCGAGACGAGUACAUCCGCCUCAAAGGCGCGUGGUGGGAACGUAUGGUCGACGAGCAAGGCACGCUGGAAGAGCGUGAAUGGUGGAAAGAGCAGCGCAUGCGGAUCGAGAAGGACGUCCACCGUACUGAUCGACACAUUCCACUCUUCGCUGGCGAAGACAUCCCGCAUCCGGAUCCUGACUCACCGUUCGCCGAGAGCGGGACGAACGUGCACAUGGAACAGAUGAAGGAUAUGCUGCUAACGUACAACGAGUACAACCGUGAUCUGGGCUACGUGCAAGGCAUGAGCGACCUCCUAGCGCCCAUCUACGCCGUCGAGCAGGACGACGCGGUAGCAUUCUGGGGCUUCGUAGGCUUCAUGGAGAGGAUGGAACGGAACUUCUUACGAGACCAAUCCGGCAUGCGACUUCAACUCCUCACCCUUGAUCACCUCUGCCAAUUCCUAGACCCGAAGCUUUACGCCCACCUUGAAAAGGUCGACUCGACCAACUUCUUUUUCUUCUUCCGCAUGCUCCUCGUCUGGUUCAAACGCGAAUUCGAAUUCACCGAUAUCCUCCGCAUGUGGGAAGGCCUCUGGACCGACUACCUCAGCUCCAACUUCCACCUCUUCCUCGCCAUGGCUAUCCUCGAAAAGCACCGCGAGGUCAUCAUCGACCAUCUCAAAGGCUUCGACGAGGUGCUCAAGUACGUCAACGAGCUAUCUGGCUCUAUCGACCUGCAAUCUACCAUGGUGCGUGCGGAGUCGCUCUUCCUCCGCUUCCAGCGUAUGGUCGAAGCCAUCGAUAAGAAGUCCAACUUCCCUGUCCCUAUAGUCCGGCAACGCCUGCCGCAACCGCCUUCGAGCCCGACGACGACGACACCAGGGGCUGACGGCAAGCCGAGAACGUCUUCGCAGUCUUCUUCCUCGACGGCGAGGCAGAACGCCAACCGCGCGGUUAUUGCCAACGGUCCAGGACCCAGACCAGGCAGUUCGAGCGCGGCUGCUAGUGCGAGUGGGCGGGAUAAAACGACGGGCGAUUUCGUUGCGCAGGGUGUUGGGGCGGAGAAGGAGAAGGUGAUUUCGCCGGAGUUGAGGAUUCUGUUGAGUAAGGAGGUGCCGAAGUUGGAUAAGCAUGAGGUUAGGGAGCAUGGGGGUGGGGUGGGGAGUUGA
This is a messenger RNA of Saxophila tyrrhenica, 2610 nucleotides long. It is a transcript of the gene GYP7, whose product is annotated as GTPase activating protein. The transcript is spliced from 2 exons. Gene Ontology annotation, molecular function: GTPase activator activity. Gene Ontology annotation, biological process: activation of GTPase activity. Lineage: Eukaryota; Fungi; Ascomycota; Dothideomycetes; Mycosphaerellales; Extremaceae. The coding region runs from base 1 to 2610 and encodes 869 amino acids. The record is from RefSeq and is a predicted model, not a curated record.